This is a messenger RNA of Callithrix jacchus (white-tufted-ear marmoset), 1546 nucleotides long. It is a transcript of the gene SNRNP35, whose product is annotated as small nuclear ribonucleoprotein U11/U12 subunit 35. Gene Ontology annotation, biological process: mRNA splicing, via spliceosome. The record is from RefSeq and is a predicted model, not a curated record. Lineage: Eukaryota; Metazoa; Chordata; Mammalia; Primates; Cebidae. Gene Ontology annotation, molecular function: mRNA binding; snRNA binding. Gene Ontology annotation, cellular component: precatalytic spliceosome; U12-type spliceosomal complex.
UCAAGCGAUUCUCCUGCCUCAGCCUCCCGAGUAGCUGGGACCACAGUCAACCACCAACACUCCGGGCUAAUUUUUUGUAUUUUUAGUAGAGACGGGGUUUCACCGUGAUAGCCAGGAUGGCCUCGCUCUCCUGACCUCGUGAUUCGCCAUCCCCGGCUUCCCGAAGUGCUGGGAUUGCAGGCGUGAGCCACCGCGCCUGGCCACGUGAAUAAAGUUUUAAACGAAAAGCAAACAGGAAACUAGCGUCGGCGGCGAAUCUGCAGCUACCAAUGUAAAGGUCGGGUCGCGGCCGGCGCGGAGAAUCUGCCGUCGCCUGCAGCCGCUCGCUCGUCUCGGUGGGAAGGUAGCUCCAGCUUUGCUGAGCCUUGUAUUUUAUGAAAAGCAUCAGAGGAAAUGAUGAAGAGCUCCAUCUCGAGUCCAUACUGCCCCGGUUCUAACUCCUCCACUGGUCUACUUCUUAGCUUUAGGAUUUGAGACAAAAGACUGCCGUUUUGUGUCUGACCUUUCUCAUCUGAAAUGGAUCUCACUCUGUUGCUCAGGCUGGAGUACAGUGGCAUGAUCAGGGCUCACUGCAGCUUCAACUUCCAAGGCUCAAGCCAUCCUCCUGUCUCAGCCCCCCAAGUAGCUGGGACUACAGAAUUAUCCGGGGGCAGAAUAUUCUGGCCGCAGGCACGUGGAGGUUCUAGCUGAGCCAGAACAUGAACGAUUGGGUGCCCAUCGCCAAGGAGUAUGAUCCACUCAAAGCAGGUAGCAUCGAUGGCACCGAUGAAGACCCACAUGACCGCGCAGUCUGGAGGGCAAUGCUGGCACGAUAUGUCCCCAACAAAGGUGUCAUCGGAGAUCCCCUCCUCACCCUGUUUGUGACCAGACUAAACUUGCAGACCAAGGAGGACAAAUUAAAGGAAGUCUUUUCCCGCUAUGGUGACAUCCGGCGGCUUCGGCUGGUCAGGGACUUGGUCACAGGCUUUUCAAAGGGCUACGCCUUCAUCGAAUUCAAGGAGGAGCGUGCCGUGAUCAAAGCUUACCGAGAUGCUGACGGCCUGGUUAUUGACCAACAUGAGAUAUUUGUGGACUAUGAGCUGGAGAGGACUCUCAAAGGGUGGAUCCCUCGGCGACUUGGAGGCGGUCUGGGAGGAAAAAAGGAGUCUGGGCAACUGAGAUUUGGGGGACGGGACCGGCCUUUUCGAAAACCUAUUAACUUGCCAGUCGUUAAAAACGACCUCUAUAGAGAGGGAAAACGGGAAAGGCGGGAGCGAUCUCGAUCUCGAGAAAGACACUGGGACUCGAGGACAAGGGAUCGAGACCAUGACAGGGGCCGGGAGAAGAGAUGGCAAGAAAGAGAGCUGCCCAGGGUGUGGCCCGAAAAUGACUGGGAGAGAGAGAGGGAUUUCAGAGACGACCGGGUCAAGGGGAGGGAGAAGAAGGAUCGAGGCAAGUAGAGGCCCAACAGCAGACUCCAAAGUGAGGACACAGUGGACGGGAGUGGAAGGUGGUUGUCUUUGAUGCAGCGCAAGUCUAAUGGUUGAAUAAAACCUACUGACGAUCA